Molecule: messenger RNA, 1886 nt
Organism: Epinephelus moara (kelp grouper)
Lineage: Eukaryota; Metazoa; Chordata; Actinopteri; Perciformes; Serranidae
Product: kiaa0895l
Exons: 7
Coding region: 267-1841 (524 amino acids)
Source: RefSeq, a predicted model, not a curated record
GGCGUACCGCGUCAUAUCUUCCAACACAUCCGCCGCUUCCUGGCCGGCCCAGGCAGGCGCCUCAGGCCCCGCUCCAACACUGAACCGCUAUCCGCUCAUCAUCAUCAGUCACCGGUGAAGACACACCGAGUCCUCCGCCCCCGGUCCGUGAGGAGCUGCCGCCGCCGGUAUGAGUGGAUGAAGCGGCUGAGAUCAGCAGAGAGGUCCCGGGACUCGGUGCUCGCGUCGGAGCUGGAGGCGUCGGUUGAGGCGGAGCGGCCGUGGUGAUGGUGUUGGACUCAGGUGAAGUCUUCAUGGAUCAGGUUGAGGGUGAAAGUGUCGGGAGCAGCAGGAGCUUGUUGGAGCCAGAUGUUCGGGCAGAUCGUCCCAAAGCGCCCAGAUCGCCGUCCAAAAGGAGCAAUGUUGCCAAGAAGGAGAAGGUGUCCCACAACGGACUCCCGGCCCAGACAAACAGCGGCCAGGUAGCACAGAGGAGGAUGUCAUCAUCAUCAUCAUUGUUAAAAGGUGGAGCUGCGCCCAGACCGCCCCUCCGUCGCCCCCUCAGCCUGGAGAUGACGCCUCAGCGCCUGCGAGGGUCUCAGGAGCACAUGGCCGACAGGCGCAUCGUGCAGCCUCCUUGGCGCAGUGGUUCAGCCGCCCCCUCGCCCCCGGCUCGCAGCCUGACCAGCCCCAGCCUGGGCGCAGGCGGCUGGAUGCGCCGCAGUGAGAGCACCUGCUCGGUUAAUUACUCCCUGGGGAUGCGGGCCGGCAAGGGGCAAAUGCGACCUGCCACCUCCCUGCCACACAUAGCUAAGGGGGUGGGGAUGGGGAGCAGGUCGCUGCCGACACCAUCCAGGCCGUGUCUGCUCGUCGCCCUCAGGCCUCUGAACCUGGAGCAGGAGAAGCAGACGUUCUUCCAGUCCGACUACAAGUACGAGCCUCAGUUUGAGUACGCACAGCCGGAGCCCAAGAGCGUGUUGGAGAAGUACAAGGAGGGCUCAGGCCUCUUCCUCGAACAGGCGGUUGGAAUCAUGGAGUGCGUCCUGAGGAAGUUUGGCUCCUAUGAGAACUUUGAGGAGGUGACAGGCGGCAGCGUCCUCCCUAAAAGUCAGGUCUGGGCUGCUGUACGCAAAUAUCUGCAGAAAGAAGGCUGCGUCGGGGAGGUGGUGGUGCGUCUGUCUGACGAGCUGCUGUCUCAGGCGGUGAUGGUGGUGGAGAGCUGUCGUCCCACUCUGACCAUCAACCUGGCCGGAGCUCGACAGCACUGGCUGGAGGGGAUGCUGCGACAUGAGAUCGGUACACAUUACCUGCGCGGGGUAAACAACAACCUGCAGCCGUGGGCGUCCACUGAGGGCAGGAAGCAGUUCGGCCUCAAACCGGCCAAUCCCACGGAGGAGGGCCUGGCCAGCCUGCACAGCGUGUUGCUUCGGAAACAGCCCUACCUGUGGCGCGCGGCACUGCUCUACUACACGGUGUACCACGCCACCAGCAUGAGCUUCAGCCGGCUCUUCAGCCACAUCGCUCGCUUCGUCCAGGACCCGGACGUCCGCUGGGAGUACUGCCUGAGAGCCAAGAGGGGACAGACGGACACCUCACAGCCCGGCUGCUUCAGUAAAGAUCAGGUUUACCUGGACGGGAUCCUCCGAAUCCUGCGACACCGAAGGAACAUCGACUUCAAGAUGUUGACCUCUUUGGGAAAGGUGUCUUUCGAGGACGUGGAGAGGCUGCGUCACUUUGCCAUCCUCCAACGUACCAGAAUCCCGCACUUCAUGCGUGACCAGGAGCGUUACCUGCAGCACCUGGAUCACAUCGUCGCCGUCAACGAGCUGGACGAUUCAACGCUGCAAGACCUGCUGCCCUGACCGCCCCCCCCCCCGCCCCCCCCCCCCCCCCCCCCCCCCCCCCCC